ACAUAAUGAAUCGGGCAGUUUACCAAAAAGCACUCGAAAAGGGCAGUGAAACAGUACAUCGCACGCGACUGAUGAUUGUUGGUCAAGAACGAGUUGGAAAAACUAGCCUGAUGAGGAGUCUCGUUCAUGAAAGGUUUAACAGCGAAGAAUUAUCAACAGAAGGCAUCACUACGGACUGCACCAUAAACAUCAGCUCUGCACAAUCAUGGCACUGUAAAAGAGGUGAUUCAACCAGCCUCAGUCAACACGAGUUGAUGAUUGGUCUUGAAAGAGAAAGUCAGAAAGGUGGCCCUGCACACCAACCUCACUCAUCAUCAGCAGCUUCACAAAACCAGGCAACUGAAACGCAACCACGUGGCACAAGCAGGAAGUCGUUGAUUCACGACGAAGUCAUUGAAAAGGUUGUAUCUAGGAAAGGGGACAUGAAACCUACAGAUGUUGGACCCACUCUUAACAUCUGGGAUUUUGCCGGCCAAGAUUUGUACUACACAACGCACCAGACAUUUCUGUCUUCUCGGGCGAUCUACCUGGUUGUUUUCAACCUCAGCCAAGAUCUUGAUGAACCAGUUACGCUACCAGAUAAUGCAACAUGUAACGAUGGGAGCGGUGGUUCUGUGCCAUAUAGGAAAACCCCUAUCCAGUAUCUGGAUUUCUGGAUGCAGUCAAUUUUCACCUACACCAAGAAAAACUGCUCUCGAAAGGAAUUGAAGCAGAAUUCCCCGCCAAUAUUCAUUGUUGGUACUCACAGGAACAGUGUUGGUCAGAAGGAUAUUUCAGAAGACCAACGUAAACUAUUGAUACAGAAAAUAUUUGACCGGCUUCGAGAUGAGAUCAAGGACAAGCCGUACUACACCCAUGUGGUUUCUAAAUUCCACGCAAUAGAGAACUCUCUAGAAGACAACACAAAGAUUCAAGAACUACGCAAGCACAUAGAGGACGUAGCAGUAGAAGAGCCUUACAUGGGAGAGAGAAUCCCUUUGAAUUGGCUGAUAUUUGAUGAUGAGAAGGAAAUGUUAAGUUGUGGAAAACCUAUUAUGACACUGAAGCAGGUAAUGGAUGGCUUUGGGAUUGAAGAUGAAACUGAACUGCUGACGAUGCUAAAAUUCUAUCACGAUCUUGGCAACAUAAUAUACUUUGGAGGGGAUAGUGCCAAAGAAAGUCAGGCGCUGAGAGAUGUUGUCAUUCUGGAUCCAAAUUGGCUGAUCGAUUCCUUCAAGAAGAUCCUCACUGUUAAACCUCCAAAAGAACAGACCGCAAAGUAUCGCAAAUCUUGGGAUCGACUGAAAGACAAACGAAUAUUGGAGGAUUCGCUUAUAGACCACAUGUGGCAAGACAUCCGUGAGCACAAACAGGCCCUGCUGGAUCUGAUGGACAAGUUUGACCUUCUCUGUAAGCGUUUUGAAGAGCCUCGGGAGGAAGAGAAAAGUAGCACUGCUUCAUCCACGGCCACACAGCCUCGUCCCACAAAUGCAUCUUACUAUGUGCCUUCAAUGUUGCGGCAGCAGACAUCACGUUCACUCCAACUGGAGACAACCGAGAAUAACUCAAACGUGUUCUAUGUGGACUUCAAAAAAUUCCUCCCUGAUGGAUUGUACCAUCGGUUGGUUGUGCGAGCUUUGCGAUGGUCUCAAGAUUUGGGUGGAGCAAAAUCAGCGAAUCCCCUUCUGCUCUGUGAUCAAGCAAAUUUCUAUGUAGAUGACCAUCAUAAGUUUGCCCUGCAAAUGGUGCACCAAUCAAACCUUGCAUACAUCAAAGUGAGUGUCAUGAGAGUGGAAAUGUAUCCACCUCCACGACAUGUCAAAGCACCUUCAGGUGAUGUGACAUGCAAGGUUAAAGACUUUGUGGAAGAGCAUCUGCAGGACUUGAAAACCAUGUGGAUCAAGCGAAUAAACUACUGCAUUAGUGUGCAGUGUCCUGAUAAGAAGGUUUUCCACUUUCUACCACUGAAUGAAUGCAUGGCAAAGCCAACAGUUGUCUGCGUCUUUGAGACAUCUCAUUCAGUCAUCAAAACGUAUGAAAUCCAAGCCAUGUUCAAGGAGGAAUGCUACGAGGAAGAAGCUUCCGCUCCCGAACCACGUUUAGAUGACAAAACUCUGGCGGCAGUCGCCAAGAGACUCGGUGCAGAGGACAAGCAACCGUUUAACGACAUCCACAUGAGAGAGAUAGCCAACGAGCUCGGCAAAAACUGGGAGAAAUUGGCCACUUACCUGCAUUUCACACAAGACGACACGUACAAGUUUGUGACAAACUCGCAAACUGGUGUCGAUGGUGCGAUUUUCGACAUGCUUACAACAUGGAAGCAGAGGUUCAAGGGAGGAGAAGUGAUGAAGAUGAAAAAAGAAAUGGCGGAGGCACUUGAAUCGAUUGAUAACUAUGUAUUGGCUGAGAAGGCGCGGAAUUACUAA
Patiria miniata (bat star) is the source of this 2405-nucleotide messenger RNA. RefSeq lists its product as uncharacterized. Gene Ontology annotation, cellular component: membrane. Gene Ontology annotation, molecular function: netrin receptor activity; protein binding. Bases 6 to 2405 code for a protein of 799 amino acids. Gene Ontology annotation, biological process: netrin-activated signaling pathway. Lineage: Eukaryota; Metazoa; Echinodermata; Asteroidea; Valvatida; Asterinidae. The record is from RefSeq and is a predicted model, not a curated record. The transcript is spliced from 17 exons.